CGCCCCGCCCACUCGCUCUCACCUCCCUGCAGCUCGGGCGCCUCGUCGGUGUUUAUUAUGAGAGACCCGUGAGAGAAACGCUGGCUUUCGCUAUGUGGACGGAGCUGAGGAACAGGAGCACCACGCUUUCCGACCAGCUACGAGACGCCAACCUGUCUCAGGUCGUUUUCCCUGCUCCUUCACAGGCCCCCCUCGCCUCACACAGAAAUGGCUCAACGGUGGCGUCUCCGGCCCCGCUCACAGAGUCUCCGGUGCCUAAACGCAGUGGGAUCAUACCAGGUGCGAUAGCUGCUGCACUGUUCAUAGGCUUCAUUCUGGCGCUUUAUACUGUUCUGUGGAAGUGCAUGGUCUCGCCACCCAAAAGGGGAAAAAGGAAAAGGGUCCUGAAGGGAGUGAGGGGAGCGGUCUGAAUCGCUGAUGAUGGCUGAUUCAGACCUCAUGAAUGUCAAGCCUUUGCCCUCCAGGACUGUGGAAGGGCAUGUUUUGCCCCAAGGCUAUUUCUGAUGGUGCGUUUUUAUGAACAGAGUUAUAGAAGCGCAAAAGCUUCUGAGAUGUGGGUCUGUAAUGGCCCUGCAUCAGUGAUUUGGCUUGCAGCCUUCUCCAAGACUAGCCAGGUCAUUUCACCAGUCAGAAUUACACAAUGGCUAAAAGAGGUAGUUUUGGAUGUUAGUAAAUAAGGCAAUAAUUUGGAGUUGGUGGUUCAGAUACAAACAGCUCUGCAAAUGGUUUGUGUCACAGCCGCCACUAGAUGGCAGCGUACUAUGUCUUUAUACUAUUAAAGAAAAUUGCCUUGUUUGUAUGGCACUUUCUGGCCUGAUGGUUCGAAAAAAAGACAAGCAUGGCUUGCUGAACCAAAAUGAAAGGCCUUGUAAAUAUUGUGUAGAAAGUGCUGCGUGGGUUUGGGAUAAUGAUCGUGGUUUGGGGAUGGAGGACUUUGCUCUGAGGGAAAUUCAGCCUAGUUUGUAGUUUCUCCUAAACAGUCCCUUUGGCCACACUGAACUCUGAACCAGCAAUAUUUCCAUCACUGAGCUGAAUUCUUACUGGGUGAAAGUGCGUCUGCCUGUCUGAGGCGGUUUGAGACCUUGUGGAUCACAGCUGCUAUUUUAACGCUUCAUUACUGUUGUAUCUGCAACUCUAAUAAAAUAUAAGAUGUGAAUCACGAGCAUUUCAGUCAUUAUUCUCAUGUAUUUAUGUAUUUGCACCACCAUACAAGCCCCAGUCACAGUCUGGACUGGACUGUGUUUUAUUUUUUAAUGGAAAACCUGGAUCAAAGUUUUAUAUCAGUCCACAUGAUUUCUGUCAGCACAACGUUUAAUUUAUAUCAGUUCAACAUUCUAGACCAUGUUGUGUCUGUGAGCACGGUGCUGUAACCCUUCGUUUCUGUUAGCCUAGAGUUCUAGACCAUGUUGUGUCUGUGAGCACGGUGCUGUAACCCUUCGUGUCUGUUAGCCUAGAGUUCUAGACCAUGUUGUGUCUGUGAGCACGGUGCUGUAACCCUUCGUUUCUGUUAGCCUAGAGUUCUAGACCAUGUCGUGUCUGUGAGCACGGUGCUGUAACCCUUCGUUUCUGUUAGCCUAGAGUUCUAGACCAUGUCGUGUCUGUGAGCACGGUGCUGUAACCCUUCGUUUCUGUUAGCCUAGAGUUCUAGACCAUGUCGUGUCUGUGAGCACGGUGCUGUAACCCUUCGUUUCUGUUAGCCUAGAGUUCUAGACCAUGUCGUGUCUGUGAGCACGGCGCUGUAACCCUUCGUUUCUGUUAGCCUAGAGUUCUAGACCAUGUCGUGUCUGUGAGCACGGCGCUGUAACCCUUCGUUUCUGUUAGCCUAGAGUUCUAGACCAUGUCGUGUCUGUGAGCACGGUGCUGUAACCCUUCGUUUCUGUUAGCCUAGAGUUCUAGACCAUGUCGUGUCUGUGAGCACGGUGCUGUAACCCUUCGUUUCUGUUAGCCUAGAGUUCUAGACCAUGUCGUGUCUGUGAGCACGGUGCUGUAACCCUUCGUUUCUGUUAGCCUAGAGUUCUAGACCAUGUCGUGUCUGUGAGCACGGUGCUGUAACCCUUCGUUUCUGUUAGCCUAGAGUUCUAGACCAUGUCGUGUCUGUGAGCACGGUGCUGUAACCCUUCGUUUCUGUUAGCCUAGAGUUCUAGACCAUGUCGUGUCUGUGAGCACGGUGCUGUAACCCUUCGUUUCUGUUAGCCUAGAGUUCUAGACCAUGUCGUGUCUGUGAGCACGGUGCUGUAACCCUUCGUUUCUGUUAGCCUAGAGUUCUAGACCAUGUCGUGUCUGUGAGCACGGUGCUGUAACCCUUCGUUUCUGUUAGCCUAGAGUUCUAGACCAUGUCGUGUCUGUGAGCACGGUGCUGUAACCCUUCGUUUCUGUUAGCCUAGAGUUCUAGACCAUGUCGUGUCUGUGAGCACGGUGCUGUAACCCUUCGUUUCUGUUAGCCUAGAGUUCUAGACCAUGUCGUGUCUGUGAGCACGGUGCUGUAACCCUUCGUUUCUGUUAGCCUGGAGUUUUGUAAUAUUUUAUUUCUAUUAGUUUUUCUUAAUAAUUUGGUCGGCGACCAGGAAUAAAAUACACUAAUCUCAAAAGGGAGUGCUUUGCACCAGAGUUAGCUAAUGUCCACCUACGGUCCCUACACGGGGAAACCUAUGACUACUAUUAAAUACACAAUAUACAAUACGAAGUUAGACUCGAGUUCUGUAACAUUUCACUGCUGUUAGCCUUGCGUUUUGUAGCAUUUCAUUUCUGUUAGCCUACUCUGUGGUAACAUAACUAGAAGUGUAGCCUUUUGCACAUUUUUAUUGUGUGAUUAUUAAUGUUUUGUGUAUCGUCAACAUAUACGUAGCAGCACUGGAGGUGGUAGUGUUUUGUAAGUUGCGCUGUGUGAUGUUUUUCACAACAGGACGUUCCAGAGAGACCCUGAUUUUGUCCACAUUUUGAGUGUUUAAAAUAUGAGCUCCAUGCAGCUCUUUUGGAUUCUUCUUGGUCUUACACAGUUUGUGAACUGGGGUUAUAAAAGCCAGAUGUGUCCAGAACGAUGAACAGAGCCAUAUAUGAUUGUACAAUGACUGAAAACACUGGAACAUUAAGAACGAGGUUGUAAUAAAAUUAGCCUCUAAAUGCCUCUUAUUUCAAAACCGCUGAUCAAAUCUUGAGGCAGAUAACUUGAAAAUACUGUUAAUGUAUAAUUACAAUAAUUCAUGUAAACCUACUUUAAUUUCAUAGGAAGUAAUUACAGUAUAUAAUAACUUCCAAAAUACUUGAAAUAGUGACAACCAACCCGAACGCACCUUUUGAUAUUUAGUAUAUUUAAAUCUACAUAUUAAUAAGGUGAUCCCAAACUUUUGAAUAACAGUAUAAAUAGAAUGUUUUCAGACGGUACUUCGUGACUCAGUUUAUCUCUGACCAACAUACAUAAAAGCUCAGGUUCUAAGCAAAAUCCACUACUUUUUGACCCUUUAAGUUGCAUGUUCUGUACAGCUUGCUCUACUUCUAUCUUAUCUUAAGACCGGCUUCAUUAGGAAGUUAGUAGCUAAUUUUAUGGCAGAAUAAGCCACAAACGUAGAGGAACAAGAUGUUAAAAAUACCCAAAGUGUAUUUCAAACUGCAAUCAUUCUAUAAUACAAACACAAACAGAUGUUGCUUUCUCAUCACUGGAGUGUACAGUGUGUUGUUCUAUAAAAGUUUUUCUGAUUUUAAUUUAACAGUACAGUAUGCUUAAACAAAGACUAACAUCAAACAUGCAGGUAUAAUGAAAUUAAAUAAGACAAUACAUUCAACAAACAAAAACCAUAAAGUGAGUAUUCUGUGUAAAAAAAUGAGAGAAUUCUAAAACAUUAUUGCAAUUUCUGUGUUAUCCCCCAUUAUGUUGGGAGUUUGGCUCUUAAUUGUACAGUUUAACAGUUGCAUGUCACGGAUUUCACUGAUGUGAAAAGGCAAGAUCAUCCAAGAAAACAAGCGUUUCGAGCUUAAAGCUACAGCCCGUUUACAGCAUCGCAACACAAGGGUGUCCUGAAGCUUAAGGCUCUUAGAGAGGUCCUAGAUUCACGUUUCCUUUUAAAGAAAGUGUCUGGAAAAAAAUUAUAUCAACACAUUUCACUCUUAGCCCAAACGUAGUCAAUCAGCCACGACUAAUGUAGCUAACAGGUAAAGAGGCCUUAUAGGAACCAGUUAUGUGCAAACUGCACAUCUGAAUCACCACACGCUUCCACUGGAUAGUAACAAAGCUGUGUACUUAAAUAGGGACUGUUCAAUCUUAAUGUCACUUAAAGUUACGAAGUAAUCUCAAAUAGACUUGCUUACAUGGUUUCUACAAACUGUUAUCUACAAACAUGGAGAAAAAUUUGACAUAGCUAAAAGAGACGUAGCGGCUCACCUAAACAUUUUCUCUACUUUUGACAUUUUCACCAAAUCGCUUUAAGUAAUCUCAAAUAACGUGUUUUUUUACGCUGUUUGUCACACUGUUAUCGUUGAAAAUGGACAGCAAAUAACGAACAUAGCUAAAAGAGUAAUAUCAACUAGCUGGAGGCUUAUUUUUGGUCUUUUUCUGCAAUAUCUGUUAUUUUUCACCACAUUUCACCAAAUUUCGCCGUAUGUAAUCUCGCUUGUGUGGUUUUUGAAACUCUUCGACAUACUGCAAUCUGUAAACAUAGACAAAAGUAAUUAACGUAGUUAAACAGUACUAGCAACCACCUGGAAAGCUACAUUUUUGGUCAUCAGACUUGCUUGUGUGGCUUUUGAAACUGUAUGGCAUGUUAUUAUCUUUGGAAAAGAUGCCUUUAUUCAUGUCUUGGUUUAUUGACUACAUUUGUGGCAGGAAGAAAAUGGCAUGAAAUAAAUUUUUUGCCAGUUAGUGCCCCCUUUGUGAGCUGAGUCAGGUGUGUUAGAACAGGCAAAACAGCACGGUGUGUUGCACGAAGGCCCCAGUUGGUUCAACAUGUUACAACUGCCUGUUCAUGCUUCCCUCUCUUUGACUUCAUG
Pygocentrus nattereri (red-bellied piranha) is the source of this 4980-nucleotide messenger RNA. RefSeq lists its product as uncharacterized. The transcript has 5 exons. Lineage: Eukaryota; Metazoa; Chordata; Actinopteri; Characiformes; Serrasalmidae. The coding region runs from base 93 to 410 and encodes 105 amino acids. The record is from RefSeq and is a predicted model, not a curated record.